This is a messenger RNA of Cinclus cinclus, 2745 nucleotides long. RefSeq names its product nuclear factor I C (gene NFIC). Bases 1099 to 2634 code for a protein of 511 amino acids. Gene Ontology annotation, cellular component: nucleus. Gene Ontology annotation, biological process: regulation of transcription by RNA polymerase II. The record is from RefSeq and is a predicted model, not a curated record. The transcript has 11 exons. NCBI's taxonomy places the organism in Eukaryota, Metazoa, Chordata, Aves, Passeriformes, Cinclidae. Gene Ontology annotation, molecular function: DNA-binding transcription factor activity, RNA polymerase II-specific; RNA polymerase II cis-regulatory region sequence-specific DNA binding.
GGUUGCGGGGCUGCCUGGGACGAGGGGUGAAUGUGGGGCUGCCCGUGGUGCUUUCUUUUCCCCGUGGCACCGUGAUGCUGCGUGUGGUUAAAUAACCGGGGGGGGAGGAAUAAGCGUCUCCGCGGGAUGCGGAGGGGGCAGCGCGGGGUUGGCCGGGCGGCCCCCCCGCACCGGGGCUGAGUGCGGGGAGUAACGCCGCUACCACCCCCCCGCGCCGGGGCCGCUGCCCAGAAGUUGCACAUGAAUCUGCAGGGUUUUUUAUCUCCCAUCGCCGGAUUGGCUCCGUUUAGUUAAAAAAAAAAAAAAUAAUAAUAAAACCCCCAAAACACCCAAAGCCGGGAGCGCUCGGCGCUGGCCGCGCCGUGGCGAGGGGGGAUUCGCCGUCCCGCGGGGGCCCCGUCCCUCCUCCGCCCCCCCUGCCCCGCAGCGCCUCGGCCCUGCGAGCCAAAGGGGGUUCCUACAUCUUUAAAUGGGAUGUAAUAUUUUGGGAUGGGCUUUUUUCAUAACGUCACUUCAUUCCUCGCUUUUUUUUUUUUUUUUUUUUUUUUUUUUCAUUUUCUCAUUCUUUCUUUCCUCUCUCUCUCCGCUGCCCGGGUCUCGGAUGGAACCGCUUCCCUUCUAACUUCCCCGCCGCCCGUGCCUGCAGGCUGGGUGCGGACCCUCGACCCCCCCGGGGCGAGGAUGACCAUUCUGCCUCUUUAAACCGCCCCCCCCCCGAAACCCCCAAACAAACAAACAACAACAGAAAAGAGCUUUCUUUUUCAAGGGGGGGGAAAUUUUGCCUUUUUUUUUUCCUAAGGGUUGGUUUGUUUUGGUUUUUUUUUUUGGUUUGGUUUUUUUUGUGUGUUUUUUGGUUUUUUUUUUUAGUUUUUUUGGCGGGGGGGGUGGAAGUUGGAAUCUUUUUAUUUCCUCCUCGGCCCCCCCUCCAGCGGGGCCGCCCCCCCGAGCCCGGCUGCCCCCCCCCGGGCCCCGCAGAGCCGCUCCGGAGGAGAGAGAGAGAAAAAACGCCCGGACUGCUCCAGCCUCCGAAAUGACUCAGUAACUUUUACGCCUCGAGUCUCAGCCCUGCAAUUAGGCACUUUCCCAGCACGGCUCGGGAUGUAUUCGUCUCCUCUCUGCCUGACCCAGGAUGAGUUCCACCCCUUCAUUGAGGCGCUGCUCCCCCACGUCAGGGCCUUUGCCUACACCUGGUUCAACCUGCAGGCCCGCAAGCGUAAGUACUUCAAGAAGCAUGAGAAGAGGAUGACGAAGGAUGAGGAGAGGGCAGUGAAGGAUGAGCUGCUGAGCGAGAAGCCGGAGGUGAAGCAGAAAUGGGCCUCGCGCCUCCUGGCCAAGCUGCGCAAGGACAUCCGGCCCGAGUGCCGCGAGGACUUCGUCCUCUCCAUCACGGGCAAGAAGCCCUCGUGCUGUGUCCUCUCCAACCCCGACCAGAAAGGCAAGAUGCGCCGCAUUGACUGCCUGCGGCAGGCAGACAAGGUGUGGCGGCUGGACCUGGUGAUGGUCAUCCUCUUCAAAGGGAUCCCGCUGGAGAGCACUGACGGCGAGCGCCUGGUCAAGUCGGGCCAGUGCACCAACCCCAUCCUCUGCGUCCAGCCCCACCACAUCAGCGUCUCCGUCAAGGAGCUCGACCUCUACCUGGCGUACUUCGUCCGUGAGAGAGAUGCAGAGCAGAGCAGCAGCCCCCGGACAGGCAUUGGCUCGGACCAGGAGGACAGCAAACCCAUCACGCUGGAUUCGACAGACUUCCAGGAAAGCUUCGUCACCUCAGGGGUAUUCAGUGUCACCGAGCUCAUCCAGGUGUCCCGAACGCCAGUGGUGACGGGCACAGGGCCAAACUUCUCCCUGGGGGAGCUGCAGGGCCACCUGGCCUAUGACCUGAACCCCUCCAGCACCGGCAUGAGGAGGACACUGCCCAGCACCUCCUCCAGCGGGAGCAAACGGCACAAGUCAGGGUCCAUGGAGGAUGACAUUGACACCAGCCCUGGUGGCGAGUACUACACCUCCUCCAACUCCCCCACCAGCAGCAGCCGCAACUGGACAGAAGACAUGGAAGGGGGUAUCUCCCCCACCGUGAAGAAGACAGAGAUGGACAAGUCCCCCUUCAACAGCCCAUCACCCCAGGACUCCUCGCCCCGGCUGAGCAGCUUCACGCAGCACCACCGUCCCGUCAUCGCUGUGCACAGUGGUAUCGCCCGAAGCCCGCACCCAUCGUCUGCGCUGCAUUUCCCCACCACCUCCAUCCUUCCCCAGACAGCCUCUACCUACUUCCCACACACGGCCAUCCGGUACCCGCCUCAUCUCAACCCGCAGGACCCGCUCAAAGACCUCGUCUCGCUGGCCUGCGACCCGUCCAACCAGCAGCCCGGACCGUUAAAUGGAAGUGGUCAAGUGAAAGUGCCCAGCCACUACCUGCCCACGCAGAUGCUGGCACCGCCACCUCCCCCCGGCAUGCCCCGCUUGGCCGUCUCUCCUGACACCAAAUCCACCACGACAACUUCCGAGGGAGGGACGACCUCGCCGACAUCACCCACCUACUCUGCACCAGGCACGCCCCCUGCGAACCGUUCCUUCGUGGGAUUAGGACCAAGGGAUCCUGGGAGUAUCUAUCAGGCACAGUCCUGGUACCUGGGAUAACCGCAGCCGUGCCGCCCCUUCGCCUCCCUUCUCCUCUGCUUUAGGCACCCCCAGAGGAACAUCCCCGUCCCCGAGCGCCAGGCCCAGCCUUGCGGUGACGACGGAGAGCGC